Capronia epimyces CBS 606.96 is the source of this 1401-nucleotide messenger RNA. RefSeq lists its product as uncharacterized. The transcript has a single exon. The record is from RefSeq and is a predicted model, not a curated record. Gene Ontology annotation, molecular function: DNA binding. Lineage: Eukaryota; Fungi; Ascomycota; Eurotiomycetes; Chaetothyriales; Herpotrichiellaceae. Bases 1 to 1401 code for a protein of 466 amino acids.
AUGGAAACAUACAACGGUCACGUCCGCACCCCCACAGAUGCCAUCAUUCUUUUCGAAGCCUGCAGGUUGGGCAUUCUCCCUCGCGUCCAACGAAGAUUAUCGGAGAAGGAGAGACAGUCCAUCCGGUCAGGGUCUGUGUUUGUUUGGGAUGAACGAGAGGCAGGAAUGAGGAGGUGGACAGACGGCAAGAGUUGGAGUGCCAGUCGGGUUUCGGGCAGCUUCUUAACUUAUCGAGAGAUGGAAGGGAAAAGAGGAGGACAAACAUUUCCCUCGACCGGUACCAAAGGCACCAAGACUCCAGAGAGCGGGAACGAAGACCCGUCGCAAAAUGGCGAGGCCGAGGAUGGCCCUGAUGGGUAUCGCUACAAGCCAGACGGCCUGAUGAAACAAUCGUUCAGCAUCACCACCUCCCAAGGCCAACACUUGCAUCUCAUCAGCUACUAUUCCCGGUCACAUCCCACCGCCCAAGUAUUGCGGCAGCCGAGCACGGAUCCCAGCCUGGCUUCGAUCGUACCUGCGAAGGGCCUUUAUCCAGAAUCGACGAUCAAUGAUCAGUCGUCUGUACCGGCUGUCACUCGUUCUCCCAUGGUGGGAGUGCCUAGCUACGUUGUGAGCCCGAGUACCCCAGGUUACCACAGACCAGCCCACUCCAAUCCACACCCGUAUCUACCACCUGGGUAUAUGCCUCAUCCCACCUACAUAUACCCGAUUAGUCCGAUCCAUACUCCUCCCGGCCACUACCCUCUGCAAACCUAUGCAUCCCUCCCACCUGGCUUACCUCCGCUCGCGUAUGGCGCCGCUGCCUACGGUUCACCUCACCCGCUAUCUCUGAAUCACGCCCCACCAUCCUCGUACGACCAACGACCUUUACGGGGCUCCGAGCCCAGAUCAUCAGGGCCAACACCCCUACCAACGGCAACAUCAGGCCAAGGCCCGUUGCCGCCAUAUAACACCAACCACGGCGCACCCCUACCGUAUCAGCCCAGCUCUGCGACCGCAGCAACACCGUCGGGCCCUGCGGCAGAAAAUGGGGCCGAAAAGCAGGGCUAUCCCCUCCAACUAGAUCCGAGACUUUCAACGUCUUUGAGUGCCGGCGAGUCCCAGCCUAACGGCGACGUACAGAGAACCGAACAGGCUCCAAAUGAAAUGCGACCUUCCGAAGCCACUAACGUGAGCGCCAGUCAAGCACCUACGAUCACGGCAUUGGUUCACAACAUCACAACAAACCUGCCGCCGGCAGAGAGGCCACAAAUUGAAACGGAGGCCGAUCGGCAAGGCAGCACCAGCCCCGAUGGCACAACGAAUGGGGCACCUCCACAAGACAUUCCUAGCGAGAAGUUGGGAUUUCGCGAGGACAAAAGAGCUCUGAGCAAGCUCGACCGUGUAUUUGCGCGUGUCUGA